Messenger RNA from Aureococcus anophagefferens, 3462 nucleotides. RefSeq lists its product as hypothetical. Gene Ontology annotation, biological process: monoatomic ion transport. The transcript is spliced from 4 exons. Gene Ontology annotation, cellular component: membrane. The coding region runs from base 496 to 3462 and encodes 988 amino acids. The record is from RefSeq and is a predicted model, not a curated record. Gene Ontology annotation, molecular function: protein binding; extracellular ligand-gated monoatomic ion channel activity. NCBI's taxonomy places the organism in Eukaryota, Pelagophyceae, Pelagomonadales, Pelagomonadaceae.
CCAAGCUCAAGGAGAUCUACAUGUGCGACAACGAGAUCGGCCCCGAGGCCGUCCGCCGCUUCUGCAAGGCCAUCGGCAAGGGCGACCUCGAGGUCCUCGACCUCAUGGGCAACCCCUGCUCCGUCGAGUGCGCCAAGGAGCUCGCCAUGUGCAACCACACGUCCGACAAGCCCCUCCGCCACCUCGAGCUCGGCCUCUUCGCCAUCGACAAGGAGCAGCUCGAGGCCGAGGAGCGCGAGUGAGACGGGGGGCCUCGACGUAAGCUCCGUGCGUUUGGCGGUCUCGCCGCGCGGCGUCUCCUUCCCGCCGCGCCGGUGCUGCGCGGGACACGUCGGGCGGGGCGUGCUAGUGGGGGGGGGAGGAUAUAUCCCUUCAAUAACGGAGGAAAAAAGCGACGCCGUGCGCGAUCAUAACAUAGGAACAGUGGUUCUGGUCGUCAGCGGUGACACGCAGCCCCGGUUGCCGCUCGCGCGCGACGCCGGCAGCCCCGGCGCCAUGUUCGACGUCUCGGCCUGGUUCCAGGACGCGUUCUGUGGCAACGUCUUUUGCACGGACGCCCAGUCGAUCCUCUGCGAGGACGCCUUCAAUCCGGACAAGCCGCCCGAGGAGGGCCAAACCGUGCGCGAGGCCGCGCCGCUGCCCGCCGUGAACUCGAACAAGCGCCGCGCGGCGAGCCUGAAGCUCGCGGCGCGCCUGAAGACGGCCGUGCUGCAGAACGCGGGCAAGAACGCGCUCCACGCCGACUGCGCGCGGUACUGCGAGGCCGCGCGCGACCAGAUCUGCCGCGAGGGCCUCGGCGCCUGGGCGCGCCUCGUGCCCUCGGGCCACCGCCUGACCCACGCCGACUUCCAGAGGGUGCUCGGCGUGCUCGGCGUCGGGCCCGAGGGCGUCGAGAACCCGCGCUGGUGCGUCCGCGCGUGGGCCGCCGCGGCCGAGGGCAGCGAGGCGCGCCAGGACCGCGAGCGCCAGCUGCGCGCUUUGGGCAUCGCCGGCGCGGCCCUGGACCGGCCGGACCCCCACACGGGGAACACGGCGCUGCUCAUCGCCGCGGCCGAGAACGCCGUCGGCGGCCGCGACGCGCCGCUGAACCAGCUCGUCGAGUUCGGCGCGGACCUCUUAGCGAAGAACAAGAAGGGCCAGACGCCUCUGCUCGUGGCGGCGGGCAAGGGCCACGCCGACGCCUUCCGCGCGCUCGCCUGGUGCCUCGAGCGCGACGGCAAGCUGGCGGAAGCGGCGAUCCUCACGGUGACGAGGGACCGCGCGUCGGUGCUCGACCUCAUCGUCGACCGCGGCGACGCGCCCAUGCUCGUCGAGGCCCUCGGCUUCGCGGACCUGCGCGCGCUCGUGGACCUCAAGACGCGCGGCGGCGACACGCCGCUCAUCGUCGCCGCGCGCCGCGGCCGCCGCGACUGCGCGGCGGCGCUCCUGGACCACGGCGCGAAGCUCGAGGCGACGAACGCCCAGGGCCACACGGCGCUCCACACGGCCGCGGAGCACGGCCGCGCGCCCGUCCUCGAGGAGCUCCUCGCGCGCGGCGCGCUCACGGACCGGGCGGAAGCGCAGCUCGCGCGGCUCGCGCGGCGCGCGAUCGCGGCGGUGCCCGGCGACGCGUGGAACCUCGUCGUGGGCUACGGCGGCGUCACCGUCGCGGUGUCGCUGCGCUGCUGCUCCGCGCAGCUCCGGCUGGGCCCGAACGUCUUCGCGAGCGUCUUCGCGGACGCGACGCGCGAGCGGUUCCCCGCGAUGGCGCUGGCGGUCGUCGCGGCGAACGGCCGCGAGUCGGACCACGAGGCCAUCUACAAGAGCCUGCACGAGGCGUACAACUCAACCGCGGGCGCAGAGCGCCGCGACGACUCGAAGACGACGUGCACGACGAUGCCUCGUCAUCGAUCGCUCUGGCUCGUCGCCCUAACCAAAACGACCGCCGCCUACACCUGCGCGGCGCCCGGGGGCACCGUGGCGGAGCUCGUGCACGCCCUGACGGAGGGCCCCUACGACAAGGCCGUCCGCCCGUCGCGCGCCGUGCUCGCCGCCGCGGCGCCCGACGCGGCGGCGUACGCGCGAGCGAUGCGCGGCGCGAACGUCUCCGACGAGGCGGUCUACCUCGCCGCGUCCCUCUCGUCCAUCUCCGAGCUCGACGAGACGGCCGAGACCUUCGACGCGACGGGCGUCUUCUCCUACCGGUGGCGCGACGCGCGCCUCGCGUUCGCGAACCUCAGCGCCGGCGGCUGUUUCGACGCCGUCGACCUCUCGCCCGACCUGUUCGCGCGCCUCUGGCACCCGGACCUCCACUGGGCGAACCAGAUCGCGACGGGCCGCGCGCAGCCGGAGGCCCGCUACGCCCCGGCCGCGACGCUCGCGAGCGACGGCACCGUGACCGCGACGACGGCGACGACGGCGACGUACACGUGCGAGCUCGACCACGGCCGCCUGCCCUUCGACACGCAGGCCUGCGCGCUCACGGCGGGCCGGCGCCUCGGGCGGGCCGGGGAGCGCUUCGUCGUCGACGGCGCGUCGCUCGUGCUCGAGCCCACGGUCGAGUCGCUCUACUGGUACUUCGCGAGGACGUCCGCGCGGCUCGAACACGGCGUCGCGCAGCUCGAGUUCGUCGUCAAGCGGCGGCGCUACUACUUCUUCACCAACGUCUUCGCGCCCGUGACGGCCUUCGUGGUCAUCGCGGGGAGCUCCUUCGUCGUGGACCGCUACGCGUCGUCGGCGCGCGUCGGCCUGUGCGCAUUGAGCCUGCUCAUCAUGAUCAGCCAGAUCCAGUACCGCGUGAAGAUCCCCGACGUGCCGCGGCCCAUCUGGCUCAACGCCUACCUCGGCGGGAGCAUCUACUUCAUCAUGGCCUGCCUCCUCGAGUACUCGCUCCUGCUGGCGGACCUGCGGCGCCACCACGAGCCGCGCGCGCCCCGGUCGCGCUCCGUCGCGAACGUGGCCCUGGCGACGCCGCGCCACGCGCGCGACGACGGCGGCGACGACGGCGACGCGCCGAGCCCGUCGCGCGACGCCGAGCUCGCGGACCUCGUCGGCCGGCUGUCGUCGGCGCAGCUCGCGCCGGCGCGCGUGACCUUCGACGCCCACGCCAAGGGCGGGGAAUUGGGCGUCGGCGACGUGAAGCGCGCGCUCGUCGACUUUGGGAUCUACUUUUCGCGCGCGCAGACGGACCGGGCCGUCCGCAUCGUCGUGCCGGCCUCGAAGGCGAACCGCGUCCUCGACUUCGAGGGCGACGAGGGCGACGGCGACGACGCGCCGGCGAAGGUCCGCACCUUCGCGACCUUCGUGCUCGUGCUCUCCGCGAUCGAGGGCCACCAGCAGCGCGCGUUCUCGGAGACGUCGACGUCCUUCGCGGACGAGCCGCGGUCCAAGCAGAUCGACGAGGUCGCCUUCGCCUGCUACUUCCCCGCCUACCUCGUCUUCCUCGCCAUCAUGUUCGCCCGGAUCGACUCCUACUCCGGGUAG